AUGUCUGGAGGAGAAAGAGUCACCUGCGCGAUGGUGACGACGAGAGCGAGGAAGAGGAAGGUUGGUGAGAGAGAUUCUUUGUGGGAUUUGGUCGUGAAGAACGACGAUAUAAGUUUGACGCAUAUCGUUCCGAGAUUGAAUCAAACGGAGGUGAAAUUCUUGUACGAUGUGAACAGUGAAACGAGAAAGUUGAUUAAGAGAUCGUCUCGCGCGGGUGAUUUAGAAAAGGGGUUUAGAGUGUACGAGAUGUCGUCGAUAUCGACUUUGGAAGUUGCGUUGGAGAAUAAAUCGUUGUGGCCGAGAUGGUGGGACGAAACAGAUUUCUGCCGUGAAGUUGCUGAAACGAAUAAACUCGAGUUACUCAAGUGGGCGCGAGAGGAGAAAAAUUGUGAGUGGGAUAUAAUGACGAUUAAUAUGGCCGCAAGUCAAGGUAAUCUGGAAAUGGUGAAGUAUUGCGUGGCAAAUGAGUGUCCUAUUGAUGAGAGGGCGUGUGCAUGGGCUGCCUCACAAGGUCAUCUCGAGUGCCUCAAAUACUUAUGCGAAGUAGCGAAAGCGCCGUGGGAUUGGAGAAUUGCCGCUUGGGCGGCUGAAAAUGUUUACCUUCACAUACUCGAAUAUCUUGUUGAUCGUAAGUAUAAUAAAUAUAACGAAUUGGCGUGUGUAUAUGCGGCCAUGAACGGCCAUUUGGACUGUUUGAGGUACUUACACGAAACCGCCAAAGCGCCUUGGGACGAGGUCGCCAUACGCUCCGCGCACGAGGAAAACCACCCCGAAUGUGUACAAUACCUCCUCGAUAACAACUGCCCUUUACCAUUGGAUUGGCGAUACGAAGAUGGAGAGUUACACGUACCAGAAUCAGAAUCGGAAUCAGAAUCCUAA
Bathycoccus prasinos is the source of this 879-nucleotide messenger RNA. RefSeq lists its product with no specific name. The record is from RefSeq and is a predicted model, not a curated record. NCBI's taxonomy places the organism in Eukaryota, Viridiplantae, Chlorophyta, Mamiellophyceae, Mamiellales, Bathycoccaceae. The coding region runs from base 1 to 879 and encodes 292 amino acids. The transcript has a single exon. Gene Ontology annotation, molecular function: protein binding.